AGGCGGCGUUCCCCGCGGAACUCGGUGUAACAAUUCCCAGCGCCCCGAUGGCUCCGGAGCGCGGGGCUCGCCCGCUGCCCUGCGGCACGGAGGGGCUGCCCAGAGCCUUCCUGCAGAGCCUGCGGACCCUCUUCGACAUCCUGGAUGACCGGCGGCGGGGCUACGUGCACCUGCGGGAGAUCGAGUCCCGCUGGCAGGGGGCCGAGGCCCGAGAGCUCCCCCCCGGCGUGCUGGAGGGGCUGCGGCAGGCGGCCCCGGCCAGUGGCUACCUCACCUUCGAGAGGUUCGUGCUGGGGCUCCGGGCCUCGCUGCUGAGCCCGGCGAACGGGGGUAAAGCGGUCCGGCCGGCCCCGGGAGGAUGCGACCCCGCCGCCCCCAAGGGCGGGCCGGGCCGAGGGCAAGGGGCGCCCAGGCCGCUGGCGGAGAAGGGCAGGUGCUCGAGCGGGCUCGCCGGCAGCGCGUCCCGGAGCAUGGAGAAGAUCCCCAGCCCGCCGGGAGCCCCCGUGCACCGGCCCGAGGGGGAGAGCCGGGGCAGGAGCAGAGGUGCCGAUGGGAAGCCCACGGGACAGUCCCAUUGCGAGGGCAGUUGCACGGGGGUGGCGGACGCUCGGCGGCAUGAGAGAGGUCGCGGUGAGCACCGGAGACACACCAUCACCAACGGGGUGGACUAUGGCAUGCUGAAGCAAAUGAAGGAGCUGGAGCAGGAGAAGGACUUCCUGCUCCAGGGGCUGGAGAUGGUGGAGCAUGCCCGGGAAUGGUACCACCAGCAGAUCCAGACAGUGCAGGAGCGCCAGAAACACCUGGGGAAAAACAAAACCACAAAUGACUUCUUCCCGGAGGGGAGCCAAAACCACCUGGGUCGCCUUCUACCCAAGCUGCAGGAAGUGAACCGCUGCCUCGGAGAGCUCCUGUCCACCUCGGGGAAGCCUCUGAACUCCUCCUCGUCGGCGCUGACCAGACAGGUCCCUGCUGCCCCCGUGGCAGGGCCCCAGCAAGCCAUCAGUAUGCUGAAGGAACAAAACCGGCUUCUCACCAAGGAGGUGACUGAGAAGAGCGAGCGGAUCACCCAGCUGGAGCAGGAGAAAUCCGCCCUGAUCAAGCAGCUCUUUGAGGCACGGGCCCGAAAUAACCAUGAAACAAGCCAGCUGGACUCCACCUUCAUCUAGCCCCCCCAACUGACCUCCCACACCCCAGGCCGGGGCUCUGGAGAGGGGCUGGGCAGGGACACCACUGCAAAAGCAGCCCCAGCCAGCCUAGACACCAGGUCUGAGCCUCCAUGGGGCCUAGGCUUAUUGUGGGUUUCUACGGGGCCGUGCCUCUUGCCCAGGUCUAGUUGGUUCCCUUGCUCCUUGGAGAUGCUGCACCUCAUUUGUGAUAGGUCCGGAGGUGCUAGCAAAGCACCUGAACUGAUCCCUGUCUGAUACCAGAGCCUUUCCCAGGCCUCCCUGGCAGAGCUCUGGCAUCUCCCCACACCUGUGUUCUGUGUUGUGACUGGAUGGCGUCUCACUCUCCGGUACGCUGCUGCCCUUCUGCCUUGGAAACCGAGCGGGAACCAUGCAAGUCUUCACAAUUCAUUUCACGUGUGGCGGGGGGAGCACCGUACUCCGAAGGUUUUCUCCUCCCUCCACGUGCUGUUGCUGCAGCUGUGACACGGCUGAAUACCGGCUGCUUUCCGAAGAGGACUGUGUAUUGCUGUUUAACACUCCUGUUGGCAUCUAAGGGGUACAGUGACCGCUCAGAGGCUAGUCCCUCACGUGCCUAACCCCUCACUCCAGCACUGGGCUAGCUUCAAUGUCCGUGAUGGUACUGUCCCAAACUUCAACCACUCAUGACACCAAGACCCUAUUUGCAGGAGCUGGUGCAGAUCCUCAUAGCACGAUAGCCCCUCUCUCGUGUUUGGAGUAGCGAUGAAAUAGUCAAUGUUUACACUUCAACUGCCAUAAUUAAGUUUUGGGGUUAACACCCCACUCAGAUGAAUGGGACAGUUCCCAGCUCUGAGCUACUGUUCCAGGCUGCCUCUAGACUCAGGCACACAUCCCUGCAUCAGUUACACUAUAGAAAAGAUUUUUCUUCUGACCCCACCAGGGGUAACAAGUUUUGGCUUGUUUGAAAUGCACAAGGGAGCAGCUCACAGGCUCCUGGAGCCAACCCGCUCCUUCCCCCUGACCCCAAGAGGUUUCGGGACUAAGAAUCCCUACUGAACAAACGCAGCUGGAGGGCAGGAUGUAGAUGGACUGUUCCCUUCCCUUCCCUCCCUACUUCUGCCUGCCUUCCGAGCGGUGAAGAAAUUGCUGCUUUGCUGGGCUGAAUACUGCAAUCACCUUCCCAGGGCAUGACCUGUUUACAGAGGUGGAUGGGUUUUCUGGAAGCAUGAGCCACCCUGAGCAGCACCUGUCUCUCCUCCCCCCCCCCCCCCCAAUGUUUCUCUUCACACUCCUCAUCAGUGCAGAACUGUCCAGCAUGGUGCCUUGACCAGGCAGGGCCCUAGGAUCAUAUUGUGACACUGAAGGACAUUGCUGACCCCCAUGUAGUUUAGCUGCUGUUUCCCUCUCCCCUUAAUGCGCUUUCAUGUUCCCAGCUGCCCCCCUUUCCAGAGCCCAGCCUCCAUCCAAGCACCGACCUUGAGCCUUGGCCCGUUGGCAGCGUAUGAGAUCUCCGGCCUAGCCUGAGCCCAACAGCCUGGCUUCCAGCCCCAGCCCGCCUGGCUCUUUAUAGCUUGGAUGGGGAGGGGACAGGGAAGGAAAACAGUCCCCUGCUGCUGUAUUUGUCCUAGGCUGUCAGUGUGGACUGUGUCCAGUCUCCAUGCUAAGCAGGGGAAGGGGGCUUCGUUCUUCACCCGUCAUUCAUCCUCCACACCGCCACCCUCAAACUGGGCAGAAAAGUGGCUGCCAGAAACGCCUCUUGUAGCUGCUCCCUUUGUCUCCCGUGACUCCUCAGCAGCCACAGAGCGGUGCCAGAACGUGGUUCUCUCGGCUCGGGCAUUAACGAAGCUGCCUGCUCCCUUCACCCCCCCUAAAUCUCUGCCCCGUUCCCCCAAAGCACUGCACUGAGACAGCAGUUUGACAAACCUUCCUCUGAUCUACCUGGCUGCCCAUAAACCCAACUCCCAAAUAGACUGUGAACAAUGGAGGGAAAGGAGGUGACCUUCAGUGCAAUGGGGCCCCAGUGCUGAUUGGCAGACAGGGUGUUGCUGUAAUGAUAUUGCCCACCCUGCACCUAUCGGAAUGGGAGGGUCUCUUGCCAGGCACCAAGAAAAUUGCUCGGCCCCCAUCUAAGGCCAGUCCCCACUAGGUUCCUGGGAAGAGCUGCACUGGCAGGAGGCCCAGUUGUGGAGAGUCGGAUCUGUUGAUUUAGCAAGAGUGAGAUCGCUGGGCCUGAUUUUGCUCUCCUGACCAUUCUCUAGGCUUUGCGCCCUCUGCUCCGGGGAGCUGAACUGAACUGAACUUGCUGUUCCUGGAGCUGUCCUAGGAGGAACGUAAAGCCAGGGGGUUUCAGGCUCUGAGAUCACCUUCCAGUUCUGUGCUUAAGCACCUGGAGCCAGGUGUGUGUCUGAUCACAUAACAGGUUACUUUGGAGUGGGGCUAUUUCCCUCCAGCCCCUCCCAUGAGAUGUGUGCUUCCGCCCCUGCUGCCUACGGGCGCUUGUUUCUGUUCCUAGGAGGGGGUUAAAGAGGGCUGCCCUGCUCUGGUCCCCUAGCCUGCCCUACCUCCCCCUGCUGCUACGGGCAUUAUGAAAUCCCCCUCGUGAAUGUUUACAGGUUGGCCUCGCAGCUGCCAGCCACGUAUGUAACAGUUGCUGAGCUCCUUGGCGAGGUUUUGUAUUGUCUAACGACACUGUGAUCGUCCACAGGCUUUUUUCAAAUAAAAAGCAAAAAUGAC
Messenger RNA from Malaclemys terrapin pileata, 3878 nucleotides. RefSeq names its product suppressor APC domain containing 2 (gene SAPCD2). The transcript is spliced from 6 exons. The record is from RefSeq and is a predicted model, not a curated record. NCBI's taxonomy places the organism in Eukaryota, Metazoa, Chordata, Testudines, Emydidae. The coding region runs from base 48 to 1166 and encodes 372 amino acids.